This is a messenger RNA of Haliaeetus leucocephalus (bald eagle), 2249 nucleotides long. It is a transcript of the gene MAP6, whose product is annotated as microtubule-associated protein 6. Gene Ontology annotation, cellular component: Golgi-associated vesicle; cis-Golgi network; microtubule. Gene Ontology annotation, biological process: positive regulation of axonogenesis; microtubule cytoskeleton organization; regulation of microtubule cytoskeleton organization. Gene Ontology annotation, molecular function: microtubule binding; calmodulin binding. Bases 1 to 1104 code for a protein of 367 amino acids. The transcript has 3 exons. Lineage: Eukaryota; Metazoa; Chordata; Aves; Accipitriformes; Accipitridae. The record is from RefSeq and is a predicted model, not a curated record.
AUGGCGUGGCCCUGCAUCACCCGCGCCUGCUGCAUCGCCCGUUUCUGGAACCAGCUGGAUAAAGCGGACAUCGCCGUCCCGCUGGUUUUCACCAAAUACUCGGAGGCCACCGAGCAUCCCGCCGCCCCCGCGCCCCUCCCGCGCCCCGCCGCUCCCAUCGACACCCAGCCCGGUGGGGAGGCGGCGGGGGAAGCGGUUCCCGGUCCUCCCCGGCCCGGCCCGGCCCCGCACGUCUCUCCGCCGGCCGAUUCCGUGAUGCGCCACGAUUACAAACCCUGGAAGGUCCAGCGGCCGGAGCCCAGCUGCAAGCCCAAGAGCGAGUACCAGCCCUCGGAUACGCCCUUCGAGAAGGAGACCCAGUACCAGAAGGAUUUCCGAGCUUGGCCCAUCCCCAAGCGGGGCGACCACCCCUGGAUCCCCAAACCGGGACCUUCCCCCGUCCUCGCCUUGGAGCGCGCUUCCCCGGAGAAACCGGCUCAAGAGAAGCGCCGGAAGGUUCUCCUCGGCUCCGAGAAGAAAGAGGAAGACCCCGACGGGGAGGAUGAACAGCCCAAAGCGCUGCGGGCCGGGGAGGGGAGAGAGAAGGGCCGCAAGAAGGCGGAGGAGCCGGGGGGAGGCAGGGCGGCCGCCGAUGCUCUCAACAGGCAGAUCAAGGAGGAGGUGGCGGCGGGGGUCAGCUCGUCCUACAGAAACGAGUUCAGACCCUGGGUAGACGUCAAACCUGUGAAAGCUAUAAAAGCGAAGGCCCAGUACAAGCCGCCGGAGGAGAAAAUGACACAUGAAACCAGUUACAGUGCUCAAUUCAAGGGGGAAACCAGUAAGCCUGCUCCAGCUGAUAACAAAUUCCUGGAGCGCAGGAGGAUACGCACUCUCUACAGCGAACCCUACAAAGAACCGCCAAAGGUGGAAAAGCCUAGCGUAAAGCCUUCCAAACCAAAAAAGACCACAACAAGCCAUAAACCCCUGAAAAAGGCCAAAGACAAGCAGAUUGCAUCUGGCCGGGCUGCCAAGAAAAAGAGCGCCGAGACCUCCAACACAGCAAAGCCAGAGGACAAGGAGAAAAGUAAAGAGAUGAACAAUAAACUGGCUGAGGCAAAAGAGUAAAUGUCACUGCACUUUCUUCCUCCUUUUUUUCCUUUUCUUUCUUUCUUUCUUUUUUUCUUUCUUCCCUUUUUUUUUUCCUUUGAUUAAAUAAAGGCCACAAAAUUAAUUAGAGGCUUCUAAUCUGCUUUUUGUUCUGACUGUAUUAGAAGCUUUUCUGUUUUAUUUCCAAGGAGGAUUAGGGAAUCCUUGUUUCUGAGGUCAGGUUGUUCUGCUUUGCCUGCACAACACGGCUCUGCACAGAGUGAGGGACGUGGGAAUGCACAAGUGGGGUCGUAGGAGAUGAAGGUGAUGAAUCAACCGUGAUUGCGUCCAACAGCCUGUCCCUUUCCGCAGGCCUGGUCCUUCAAUGCUUUGACGGCGUGGAAGUGCCCGUAGAGCCAUGAAGGGGCUGUGCUCUCAUCCCAUGAGGCCCUUUUGGGGUUGGCCGUUCCUCGGCCGUCUCCCACUGGUGUCAGCAGGUGGAAGGUUUUUUGGAGGCAGAGAGGAUCAGAGGUUCAUUCAUGGUGCUGUGGAUCUGCUGUAAAUCCACUAGAAUCAGUGGUGUGGCCAAGAGCAAUUUCCCCUGGUGACACUGGUGGGACUUUCGCUCCAAGAAGCAACGGGAAAGGAGAUCCUGUGCAAAUAAAGGGCCAAAUCCUCCCCCAGGGUAGCUAGGGGGUAGGUCUAGCUGCAUCAAGGCAGCUUCAUCCAUCAACACCACUUGGAAGUCCUUGAUUUAAAAAAAAAAGGAGUGAGGGAAGGCACAGAGAGCAGUGAAGACUUCCCAAGCAUGUGGCAGGUCAGACUAGGUUAUCAGCAGGCUGUUCUUCCCUAUUGUUUCCCCUAGGUUAUGGAUCUUUUUAGUUAUUCCGGGUUUGUUUUGAAUCUUGGUCUGCUUUCUUCACUUCUGGGGUGCCAGUAGACAGAGCUAGAUUUCAGAAAGAGGUUUAGUUUGCAGACGUGACCUUCCGAAGGGUAGAAAGAAAUGAGUCACCAAGGUUGACUAGAGCUGUCAGCCCCCAUUGUUUUGACUCUACCAGCUGUUGGAGUUCAUGUUGGCUCGUGAGCAUCCUAAGAGGGCCAUAAACCAGUUGCUGGGAUCCCUAGAAUCUCUCCAGGCAAGAUCUCAGGGUUUCAAUCCUAUUUACUGUGCUCUUACUCUAGGA